AUGUCAAGUUACGACCGAGCCAUCACGGUGUUUUCACCAGAUGGGCAGUUACUCCAAGUCCAGUACGCCCAAGAAGCCGCCAGGCGGGGGUCAGCAGCUGUCGGCAUCCGAGGGGCAGAUUCCAUUGUUAUAGCAGUGGAGAAGAAGUCAGUGGCUCAGUUGCAGGACGCGAGGUCAGAGAAGAAGAUAGUGGCGCUGGAUAACCAUGUUAUGAUGGCGUUUGCUGGCUGGAGGGCUGAUGCUAGGGUUCUCGUAUCGAGAUCUCAAAUCGAAUGUCAAUCGUACCGCCUCACGGUGGAAGACCCAGUCACCAUAGAGUACAUCACCAAAUACAUAGCUGAGAUGAAGCAACAGUACACUCAGAGCAAUGGAAGACGACCAUUUGGCAUCUCCUGCCUGGUUGGAGGGUACGAUUAUGAUGGCCAGCCACAUCUGUUCCAGACUGAGCCCUCUGGUAUCUAUUUUGAAUGGAAGGCGAGUGCAAUCGGUCGAUGUGACAAGUCAGUGAGAGAGUUUUUGGAACAGACUUAUACUCCAGAGCUGGUGUCUACGGAGAAGAAGGCAGUCAAGCUGGCCAUCAGAGCGCUGCUGGAGGUUAUACAAUCGGGGCAGAAGAAUUUAGAGGUGGCAGUCAUGAAGAACGGAAAGCCCAUGACUCUAUUGGAUGAAGACGAAGUAGCUGCUAUUUCUGCUGAAAUUGUCGAGGAGAAAAAGAAGGCAGAAGCUGAUAAGAAAUUAUAAAACGGUGACCUUUUUAAAAUGUUUGUCUAUAGUA
Amyelois transitella is the source of this 775-nucleotide messenger RNA. RefSeq names its product proteasome subunit alpha type-7-1. Gene Ontology annotation, cellular component: nucleus; proteasome core complex, alpha-subunit complex; proteasome core complex. The transcript is spliced from 4 exons. Bases 1 to 741 code for a protein of 246 amino acids. Lineage: Eukaryota; Metazoa; Arthropoda; Insecta; Lepidoptera; Pyralidae. Gene Ontology annotation, biological process: ubiquitin-dependent protein catabolic process. The record is from RefSeq and is a predicted model, not a curated record.